AAGGGGACGCUCAACAGGGUACGGUCUGCUACUUCGUCCAACAUGCCAGGCGUCCGCGCCGGCCACGGAGACCAAGUGCCACGUGCUGCCAACCCUCAACUCACCGGAGAUGGCCUCUCGGGCGGCACUUCAAUGCCCUGCACCACCACAAAUGACACUGGUCCUCGGGCCAAGCAUGCGUCACAGGUAACUCCCUCCUGUGAACGUGAAAGCAGCGAGAGAGCUCACUAACGCUCGCCUUUCUGCAGGACCAAAGCAGACCCAUGAAACGUUCAAAGACUACACAUGCUGCCGGAUCAUCCACAAUAGCACCUAUGGUGAGGUCAAGGUCAAGCAUCCCGCGCCCAACUCCCGGCUCCGGCGUCUUUGUUUGCAACUCUGGUCAGAUCACCCAGCCGGCGACAUGGAGCAGCAUCUCUGUUGCUGGGUCCAACAGCCUAGGUAGCUACUUCCACCAGGACCAGGCUUUAUAUCCCGUGGACGCCUUCGCCCAGGGGCCCGCCGGCAUGGCCGGACCAUCACAGCACCCGGAGCUGGGGCUAGAGAUGGCGGUCGACGAGUUCCUUAUGACGCGUGACAAUGCAUUCUCGACCACCUCUCCGAUCGACAUCCCUUGCUCUGCCCCGCCAUCGUCACAAGAAGUCGAACAAUUUCCAGGCUCGAGCCUCCCCUCCGCCUACGGAUCCCUGACCUCAGGCCCGACCAUAGAAACAGCUCCCAUGUCGCGGCAGAAUAGCUCUAUGAACGAUGCCGCCUCGGCGAUUGCCGGAGACUUCAACGACAUGGUGAGAAUUCAGUCACAGCAGUCCUCGAAGAGUUAUCGACCCAGCCCCAUCGCCUCUCAGCCACCCCUGUUGGGAAAGAGAGCCCCCGAGGGCUCGGGCGUCAUCGUCAUGCAAGGAGGGUCGUUCUCGUACGCCCACCCGUCCUCUGCCCCCACACAAUCGCCCUUCUCCCAGCAUCAGCACUCCAUGAAGCCCUCCUUGUCCCAAUCGAGCAUCCAGUCCACUUCGUCGACCGGGCCGUCAGCUCCCGAUGCCAGCGGGCUUUCCCUGGCCCAGCACCUCUCGAUGGAGCGGUCAGUGUCGAAAGACAGCGUCAAGUCCAGCUCGUCCCUAAAACACCGUGCCAAAGAGGCUCUCGCGCGCCAAAACUACGCAGCCAAAUCUCGCCAGCUCCAGCCAAAGCCAGCAGUCGGGGCUGUGAAGCACGACACGGCCGAUCCAGCCAAUAAAGGGAAAGCCGGCAAGACCGCCAUCACCAAGACCAAGUACGAGAGACCGAGACAUCCCAAGGUUCUGUGCGGCCAGUGCAACGAGCACCCCGAUGGCUUCCGAGGCGAGCACGAGCUGCGGCGGCAUACUGAGGCCAAGCACAAGAGCAUGGUCAAGAAGUGGAUUUGCCGCGACCCAGAUCUCUAUGGUAUUCCUCACAGCGAGACGGCCGUUAAGCCACUCAAGGACUGCAAGCAGUGCUCGCAAAACAAGCAAUAUGGGGCCUACUACAACGCCGCCGCCCAUCUCCGCCGCACACACUUCAACGUCAAAGCCCGGAAGGGCGCAGCCGGAUCCAAGAACGGGAACGGACAGGGCAAGACGACGACCGAGGAAGAGAAGGAGAAGCGCGGGGGGAAGGGCGGCGGCGACUGGCCAUCAAUGAACGAGCUCAAGCAGUGGAUGGUCGAGGUGACAGUGCCCAUGGACCAGCCCGGCGCAUUGGUCCCCGACGGCACCGAGUCGGCCGGCGCCGUGGACACCGAAGAUCUCACCAACGAGUUCUCCGAGACACAAUAUAACAACGAGUCGCAGGCUGGAUUCCCCAUGGGCACGGGAGCUUGGGGGGCUUUCGACGACAUCGCCAACCUCGCCGGCCUUGGAGAGGGCCUCGGCCAAACCUCCAUCGACAUGACUGGCCCAGGGCUUUUCGGAGACCUCAACUCGCAGCUCUCUGGCCCGUACUGCCUCAACGGCCCCGCCAUGUUCUCAGCGCCGCCCCUCCAGGGCAUGUGCAUGCCCAUGCCCAUUUCGUCAGCCGGGUUCGACCACGAGAACUCGGCGGACCCGAGCGCCCGGCGGCAGCAGCAGCAGCAACAACAACAACAACAACAACAACAACAGAGCACGGCGGCAUCUUCGUCAGCAUCCUCUGCGCUGAUCAGCGGUAACAGCAGCCACGGCUACACGCCACUUGUGUCGUCCACCGCGACGCGCACGCAGGCCAAUGUCUACAUGGACCAGCUCCUCCCGCCCACCCAUGUGCAGGCGUCGCGCGACAACGUGCCCGACCUGCCGUUCGAUCUUGCAAUUGUGGCGGGGCAGUAGCCUAGGCCGCCGUUUCAUUUCCUGUUAUUAAUGCUCUUUUUUUUCUCCGUCUUCGAUCGUCGCUUGUUGCAGGGGGAUAAUUAUUCUUCCCUCAGCACUGUGAUGUCGUUCCAUUUCUUUCAUCAAUUUCUACAUGACGAGUUUAUGGAUACGAUUUUUUCUUUUGCUUGUUUCUGUUGAGAAAUGAUUUCAACUUUCUGUUUUACGUCACCUAUCUUGUCUUGGGCAGUAUCGUCCCGGUCCAUACCUCCCUCCCACCUCCCACUCCCCAACAGCCG
This is a messenger RNA of Thermothelomyces thermophilus ATCC 42464, 2599 nucleotides long. RefSeq lists its product as uncharacterized. Lineage: Eukaryota; Fungi; Ascomycota; Sordariomycetes; Sordariales; Chaetomiaceae. The coding region runs from base 264 to 2321 and encodes 685 amino acids. The transcript has a single exon. The record is from RefSeq and is a predicted model, not a curated record.